Messenger RNA from Thermothielavioides terrestris NRRL 8126, 1725 nucleotides. RefSeq names its product polysaccharide lyase family 4 protein. Gene Ontology annotation, molecular function: catalytic activity; carbohydrate binding. Gene Ontology annotation, biological process: carbohydrate metabolic process. NCBI's taxonomy places the organism in Eukaryota, Fungi, Ascomycota, Sordariomycetes, Sordariales, Chaetomiaceae. The record is from RefSeq and is a predicted model, not a curated record. The coding region runs from base 1 to 1725 and encodes 574 amino acids. The transcript has 5 exons.
AUGCGGAGUCUCGCGGUGUCUCUGGCGGCCUCGCUGCUCGCCAAUGUCGCCAAUGCCUCGCCCACCAAGAAGGCAACGGCACCGUUCUUGACCUCGAUUGGCAACCAGACGUGGGUUAUUGGCAACGAUGUGUGGAACAUGACACAGGGCCCGCAGUUUGGCGUCAAGCUUUAUUACAAGGACCACGACUGCGUCGGCGAUGCUUGGGGCCACUACGUGAGCUACAAUGGCGCGGCCGACAAUCUCGUCUGGACCUCGGCAAGCAUCGUCAAGAACGGGAAGUACAAGGGCGUCCCUUUCAUCGACAUCCAGUUCACGUCCGACGUGGGCGACAUGCACUGGGUCAUCUUCGAGGGCCAGCACGGCGCGUACCAGUACUUUGUCAACCACAAUCUGCCGACCCUCGGGGAGUUCAGGACGCUGUGGCGCCUGGACAACACGACCUUCCCCAAGGGCAGGACCGUCGACAAGGACGGCACCCUGCCGCCCCUGAGCGACUACAUCGCGGCCAACAAGGUGCAGGACGAGACGUGGCUCGCCCCGGACGGGAAGGGCUACAUCACCAAGUACGACUGGGCGAGCUGGGUCCGGGAGCAGGAUUACUACGGCGUGUACGGCGAUGAAUUCGGCAGCUGGUACAUCAAUCCUGGGAAGGACUACUACAAUGGCAACCAACUCAAGCAGGAGUUGAUGGUCCAUCGCGAAUCCUCCACUGGCGACGCUGUCCAGCUGAACAUGGUUCACGGAACGCACUUCAUGGUUUCCUCGGCGGACGUCUUCCCAGACGGCAAGAUGUGGGGGCCAUGGCUGUGGUACCUGAACGACGGCUCCAAGCCCGACGCCGCCGCUCGCGCAAAGGAAGAGUUCGCCGCGUGGCCGUACGCCUGGCUGGACGACGAAGCCUACCACGCGCGCGGCAAAGUCUCCGGGCGGCUGGUGCUGUCGGACGGCCGGCCCGCGGCGGGGGCAGCCGUGUUCCUGGGCGACGACGAGCCGACCAAGACGGCGCUGGACAUGGGCUCGACGUACUACUACACGACGUACGCGGACGAGCGGGGCAACUUCGAGUUUGCGGACGUGCGCGCGGCAACCUACGGGCUGCAGGCGUGGUCGCACGGCGGGGAGAUCGCCGACGUCAGCACCAGCCUGCUUCACAACGGCGUCGCGGUGGCCACGGGCAAGACGACGCGGCUCGGCACGCUCGCGUGGGCCGUGUCCAACCGCACGCGCCUCUUCCAGGUCGGCGACUUCGACCGCUACAGCUACGGCUUCCUGUACGGCGGCGCGCCGCGCCAGCACGCGCUGGUCGCCUCGUGCCCGGCCGACCUGGUCUACCGCGUCGGGACGUCCAAGACGGCGGACUGGUGCUUCGGCCAGACGUACCAGGGCAACUGGACGAUCGAGUUCGAGGUCGCCGAGGACCCGGCCGCGGCACCGGCGCGGCAGCCGAACCUGAUCGUGUCGCUGGCGGGCUACUCGAGCGGCGCGAGCUCGACCGUCUGGGCGAACGGGCACGUCAUCGGGAACAUGACGAGCGGCAGUCCGGAGCUGCAGAACGAUCCGUGUCUCUACCGCAGCGCCACCGCAGCGGGCGAGUGGCGGCUGCUGGAGUUCCAGUUCGAUCAGAGCGUGCUGCAGAAGGGGCUGAACACGGUUACGUUCCAGAUGACGAGGAACACCACCUGGCAUGGGUUCAUGUGGGACAGCAUCAUUCUGGAAUGGUGA